AUGGCGACCUUUUCACGCCUCGUCCGCUUCCUGGCCAAAGACGGCCACAUUUACUACGGCGAUGCCGUGCUCCCCGCCGGCGUGAGCGAUGUGGCCCAGGCCACCCAGGCCCGCGUCAUCCAGGGCGAUAUCUUCGGCCAGCACCGCGUCACUGAUCAGAUCGCCGACGUGCGCCUGCUCCUUGCCCCGCUGGCCCGCGAGGACAUCGGCACUGUGCGCUGCCUGGGCCUGAACUACGAGCAACACGCCAAGGAGUCCAACCUGCCCAUCCCGAAGUUCCCCGUGCUGUUCUUCAAGCCGGUCACCGCCGUCGCCGGCCCCAGCGAUGACAUCCCGGUCGCACCGAUUGCCCAGGAGAGCGAGGGCCUGGACUAUGAGUGUGAGUUGGUGGUGGUCAUGGGCAAAGAGGCAAAGAAUGUGCCCGAGAGCAAGGCGCUGGACUAUGUUCUCGGCUAUGCGGUCGGCAACGACGUCUCCCACCGCGACUGGCAGAUCAAGCGCGGUGGUGGCCAGUGGGGAUUGGGGAAGGGCUUUGAUGGCUGGGCGCCGUUGGGACCAGGAAUCGUUUCGUCCAAGCUGAUUGCGGAUCCGAAUGCGCUGCACAUCUCGACGACAUUGAACGGCAAGACGGUGCAGUCGUCCUCGACGAAGGAUAUGAUCUUCGGCGUGGCCAAGACGAUUGCCUUCUUGUCCCAGGGCACGACGUUGCUGCCCGGUGAUCUGAUCUUUACUGGAACGCCACAGGGGGUGGGUAUGGGCCGCAAGCCCGCUCUGUGGCUGAAGGACGGCGACGAGGUGAAGGUGUCGCUGGAGGGAGUGGGCUCCAUUGUCAACCGGGUCGUCUUUGACAAGCCGAGCUCUAAGCUGUGA
Messenger RNA from Penicillium canariense, 870 nucleotides. RefSeq names its product fumarylacetoacetate hydrolase family protein. The transcript has 3 exons. Gene Ontology annotation, molecular function: catalytic activity. Bases 1 to 870 code for a protein of 289 amino acids. NCBI's taxonomy places the organism in Eukaryota, Fungi, Ascomycota, Eurotiomycetes, Eurotiales, Aspergillaceae. The record is from RefSeq and is a predicted model, not a curated record.